AUGGGACUUGGUGUACUGGUAAGUAACAAAUUCAUGAAAUGCCAGGGGAAUCCGCAUUCCGGUACAUGUUUUCUUGUCGAAUCCGGAAUCCGGGAAAUUUCUCUUUUGGAAACUGGAAUCGUCAUGACCCGGGGGGUAUGUGCCGCUGGCCUCUCGGAGCCCCUACCCCAUUAGAGUCCAUUCUGUGGCCAAUUAUAUGAUUGCCUUUUUCCCGAGAAAUAUACAGUGAAAAAACUAUAUUUCUAAUACUAAACUAGAAAAAGGUGAUCAUUAUUACAUCCAAACACGGCACAAGGAUCUUUUUUCCCAUUACAAUCUUAUUCUAAGAAAACUUUAAGAAAAAAUGUCCCGAAAAGCGCUCGAAAAUACAAACGAAAUGUGCUCAUUUUCCCUGGGCAUCCUAUAAUACUCCUUAAAUCGAAUUAAUUCAAUAUGGCUGCCGUAUCGGUAAAAAGGUCUAUUUAGCCAGAUGCUCGGGCUGCUUAACAACGGCUCGCUGAACGGCAAGCCAUUCAAGCGUUCAUUCAGAUCACAAAACUUUGGGUGUGAUCGGGCGAAGCCUUCUUAGGUUAAUUCAAACGCCUUUAAGUCUUGAAGUCCAGCCAUGUCGGUUUAUUUUCAACAGAGUAAUUAAACUAGGAAUGCUUAUCGAUGGCCCUCAAAUGAACCCUUGGAUGGCUUGCUAUCCAGCGAGCCGUUGAUAAGUUCUAUCCAAAUACGUGACAGGGUUUUGCUAAGAGCCAAUAGUCUUCUGGCCUCUCCACAGAUCGUUAGUGUAUGAACUAAGUAACCAGGCCAGUGUUCACGUUAUACAGGCGAUCAAUAGAGAGGUUGAUCAUCUCGUUUACGUCAAACGGCAAACGCGAAUUUGUACCACGUGACCAAGUUUUCCCAUUACUUGUCGUUUACUGUUCAUUAUUUAUACACAUAAAUUAGUAGUUUCACAUAAUUUUUCAUCCAUAAGAAUUGUUUUGAGCUGUUUUUAUCUGCUAAUUUUCUAUUUUGAGAAAGUCUCAACUUGAAUCUGACGUCCGCCGUUUGCCGUAUACGCGAAGCUUAAAUUCUUUUUGAUGUGGUGGUCUCGGUAAAAUUCAAGGAAAGAGGUAAGGCAGAUUGGAAGUCUGGCUAGCCCUCUCUCUCCCUCUGAUUUUGAACAACUCUGAUACAAGAUAUGAUUAUAAACGAUAACACUGAAAUACAUUCGAUACAACUGGCUCAUGAACGGCCUAUUUAAUUUUUACUUACUAUUACUUGCCACUCUAUGAAAGGCUAAUUGUUGAAUAGGACCGUUGCUGAGGAGAGUAACGAAAGUAUUUUACAUUGGUUGCCUGAUCGGCCACGCUCAAAUCCCUUUUUAUUCCCGACUUCCUAGUAUCCUUAGUCACGGAAGGUUUUUAAUAGCUCAAUUUGUGCUGAACUGGACGCAGAAUAUAUUGAAGUUCACGGGUUCAAACUCUCGGACCCGUCCGAACCUAGGGAUCAUGAACAGGGCCCCUUCAUACUCUCUUGCGGCCGAGACUUACUUAGGGUGUUUUUUAAUGCGAUAUAAACUACAGUGAAAAUCUGCGACUUAGAACCUAGUUUUUAAGAGCCUUUUACGAUAAAGUUUGACAGUCAGACCCCUUCUAUACAAGAACCUGUUUGGCCUAAAAGUUGAAACGGGUUGUUAUUUUUCAAAAUCGUAAAUUCUGUACACUCUGGCAAAUUGGAUAAGUCAUCCUUCAGGAACGUCUUUGGAGGAAUAGGUGUCUUAUUACUCCAACUGCAGUUAUUGCAAUCUGAAACAGGUAUACAGGGUUUACCUAGGGAAUUAGCUGAACACCACUUAUAUUAAUGUUCUUAGCUACAAUGUUUUUUUUUUUCUUCAGAAAAUAAGAACCUAUUUAAGAACCUAAAAAGUGUGCUCUUGAGUAAACAUUUAUCAAAGAAUCUGUUAAGGCUAACUUGGGAAAAUAAAGGCCCUAGUCGCGGGUUUUUACUGUAUUACUCUCUCUCGACUGUUAGUUUACUCUCCUCAUUUGCCUCUCCUUUUCUUUUAUUCAAGAUCUCGACGAGUGUACAGCCAACAUUCGUUCAUGUAAUUCAAAUGCGUCUUGUACAAAUAACUUGGGAUCUUUUACGUGCAACAGCUUUCUUGGAUUUUCUGGAGUUAGUCAAAAUUGCAGUGGUAAUGACAUUUCUGGGCUGUGAUUUUUAA
This is a messenger RNA of Porites lobata, 2197 nucleotides long. The record is from the annotation of a GenBank genome assembly. Lineage: Eukaryota; Metazoa; Cnidaria; Anthozoa; Scleractinia; Poritidae.